AUGGGAAAGCUUCUUGCACCACCGUUUCUGGGGUGCCUCAUUGCCGUUUCGAUGGCACUCAAUGGACACGCGUCUGAGCGGAGCGGUGUCAUUCCUUCCGCCCCCUGCAACCCUUCGGCAGAACCUUCCUCAGACCAAGGGUGCAAUACGCCCGUGCGGGACCACACGAAGCCGUGGCAGGAGUCGGCAGAACACGGGGAAGCCGUCGAGGGCAAAGAAGCAGAGGCAGCGCAUGAUGUGCACAAAGAACAAGACCAAACUGAGAGAGCCUCUCCUGGAAAGAGAUCAGAUACCGGAGAUCUUCCGUAUGUAUACGAUGCUUCAGCGAAGCCCCGGAGCGGUACACGCCCAGACGGUCAAGGCUCGUACCCCCUAUACUACACAUCAUAUCAUAUGCUUGCCCCAUCCCCGGCAGAGAGUCGGCGUCCCGGUAUUGAGUAUUUCGGUGAACCACCGGAAAGCACAGAUCCGAGCUACUACGGACUGUACCAAGAUUUGGCCAGAGAUGUGUUUGCGAAAAGGUAUAUCGAGCUGCGCAACGCAGGUGAUCCCCGCGCGAAGAUAUAUGCCAAACCAGGUGGACAUCCACGUAGACUGCGCCGGGAUGAUGCAGAGAGGCCGGACGAUGAAGACUACUAUACAUUCUGA
Messenger RNA from Besnoitia besnoiti, 648 nucleotides. RefSeq lists its product as uncharacterized. Lineage: Eukaryota; Apicomplexa; Conoidasida; Eucoccidiorida; Sarcocystidae. The transcript has a single exon. The record is from RefSeq and is a predicted model, not a curated record. The coding region runs from base 1 to 648 and encodes 215 amino acids.